Messenger RNA from Rhizophagus irregularis DAOM 181602=DAOM 197198, 1378 nucleotides. RefSeq lists its product as uncharacterized. Lineage: Eukaryota; Fungi; Glomeromycota; Glomeromycetes; Glomerales; Glomeraceae. The record is from RefSeq and is a predicted model, not a curated record.
CCAUUCAAUCCCUUCUAUUAUAGAAAAAAAAAUUUUUUUUGAUAUAUUUAUAUUACUUUUGAUUCGAAUUUUAAAAAAAAAAUGUCGAGACAGAGACCAACUGAAGGUGAAGGUGGGAGAUAUUCAUAUGAUAAUAGUAAAUAUGGUGAUGAAGAACAACUUGUGCAAUCGUAUCCUCAACAAGAAUAUCUUCAGCAGCAGCAAUAUUCACAAUAUCAACAAUAUCCACAGCAACCACCUCGACAACCCUCACCUCGACAAUAUCCUCAUCAACCAUCAAGUGUUACACCUUUUCAACAAUCCUUACCACCUACUCCACCUCAAAAAUUUUCGAAUAAUAAUUCAUUUCUUGAUGAUAAUGAAUCAUAUACGGAUGAAGAAGGUACAGGAAAAAGUCAUGUACAUAAAGAUGGAUGGUUAUUUAGACCACCUGAAAAUGGACACCUUAUAACCAAAGGUGAAAUAAUUAGCAGAAUUGUUCAAUAUUAUGAGAUGUUCGCGGUAAAUGUAUUUUUAUUAGGAUAUAAUGUAUUAAAAGAUGCAAAAUUAGGAGUGGAAGGGACUACUGAAAAAAAUUUUUUAGUGGACGCAUGUGGAGAUAGGUUUCAUAUUGAGCAAUUUGAUUAUUGUGCGGCGUCAAGAUUAUUUUGGGGAUUAAUCGGAGGAGCAAUAAUAUAUUUCAUAUUUACAUCAAUAGUAGCAUUUGCACUUUCAAUUGAAUUAAGACGUAAAGGAUAUUACUCUUCAUUUACGGCUUUAUGGCAUUCACCAGCAUUUUUAUUAUGUUUUUUUCAUCCACAAGAAAAAAGAGUUGAUAUUUUAAGCAUACCUAAUAAAUUCGUAGGGUUAAGUUUAUGGACUAGAAGUCAUGUACAUAGAAUUAGUUUAGCCAUUUAUUGUGCCAUUUGUUCCAUUUUAAUUCUAGUUUCUUUAAAUAAAGGAACUGCUGAGACUGCCACAAUCGAAGGUGAAGGUUUAGAUAAGGGAAUACAUAGAUACUAUAAUCCAUAUUUAAUUCCUUAUUAUUUGGCAUUAUAUAUUUUUUCAAAAACGCUUGUAAAUAUGUUGCUUACAAUUAUUCAAGAUAAAGAUAUUAGGAAUAAACCAGAACGUAUAGGUCGACAUUAUCUUGCUAUCAAAGGUGAAAAGAUCAACAAAUGAUCAUGUGGAAAAAACAAAAAUGAAAAUGACAAUAUAUAUAUUAUACUGUAUGUAAAAGAAGUGAAAAGGAUUUUAUGAAAGAAGUUUUAUGAAAGAAAAAAAGAAUAUAAUUCUUUCUAUUUACUUAUUUAUUUAUUUAUUACUUAUUUUAAUUUGAUUUUGAAAAAAAAAAGAUUUGUGAAACUUUAAAAUGUAUAUAAUAUUAAAAGUAGAAUUA